AUGUUUGCUCGUCAAACUUUAGAAUCAUCAGAUCUUAUUGGUAUUCUAUUCGUAAUGAAAAUUGAUCCGUCUAUUACACCAACACCAUUUGCUAACAUCAGAGAUGCGAGUUGUUACAAACGAGAAGAAAAAACUAUCUUUUCCAUGCAUUCCAUUUUUCGUAUUGGACCAAUAGAACAGAUCGGUGGAAAUAAUUGUCUUUGGCAAGUCGAUUUAACAUUGACUAGUGAAAAUGAUUCGGAUCUUCAUGCACUCACAAAACACAUGCGACAAAAUACCUAUUCUGACAAGGAGGGAUGGGAUGGCUUGGGUAUGUUGCUAAUUAAACUUGGGCGAAUCGACAAUGUCCAAGAGGUAUAUGAUGUUCUAAUUGAUUAA
Messenger RNA from Rotaria sp. Silwood1, 378 nucleotides. Lineage: Eukaryota; Metazoa; Rotifera; Eurotatoria; Philodinida; Philodinidae. The record is from the annotation of a GenBank genome assembly.